This is a messenger RNA of Rasamsonia emersonii CBS 393.64, 924 nucleotides long. Its product is annotated as 50S ribosomal subunit protein L15. Gene Ontology annotation, molecular function: structural constituent of ribosome. Bases 1 to 924 code for a protein of 307 amino acids. Gene Ontology annotation, biological process: translation. NCBI's taxonomy places the organism in Eukaryota, Fungi, Ascomycota, Eurotiomycetes, Eurotiales, Trichocomaceae. The transcript is spliced from 2 exons. The record is from RefSeq and is a predicted model, not a curated record. Gene Ontology annotation, cellular component: mitochondrial large ribosomal subunit.
AUGCCUCCACGGCUUCCCGUGCUGUCGGCACGGCUAUCCCCAUGGCCGAGCCUGUCUUUCUCUCCGCUGUCUUUCCUUUUCCCUCAAUUCCAGCAGCAGGGCCGUAAUGCCCACAUCCUAGCCUCUCUGUCAGAUACCCCCGGCGCAUACAACAAGAGGAUUCGAAGAGGUCGAGGUCCGGCGUCUGGAAAAGGCAAAACAUCAGGAAGAGGUCACAAGGGUCAGAAGCAGCACGGAAAGGUGCCCGCAGGCUUCAAUGGUGGUCAGACGCCCGACCAUAUAGUCCACGGAGAACGUGGUUUCAAGAACAUUUUCUCGAUCGACCUCGCUCCCGUCAACCUGGAUCGCAUCCAAGAGUGGAUCGACCAAGGCCGCAUCGACCCUAACCGGCCCAUCACUGUCAAGGAACUUGCCCAGUCCCGCUGCAUUCACCAGGCCAAAGACGGUGUCAAGCUGCUUGGCCGAGGAAAAGAUGGUGCUCUGAAGCAGCCCAUCCACGUCGUCGUCUCCCGCGCCUCUGCCUCCGCCAUCGCCGCCGUCGAAGCUGCGGGCGGAUCGGUGACGACGCGGUUCUACACCCGCUCCUCCAUCCAGCGGAUUCUGAGGAGACAGACACAUCCAUUCCUGUCGACGGCAUGGACGAAGGAGACUGGUAACGAGUUCCUCAACAAGGCCCUGGGUGUGGGUGACGGGCCAAUUGUCGAGUCCGAGAUCAUGAAGCGCAUGGGGUACCAGUACCGCUUGCCAGACCCGACCAACCGAAAGGACAUCGAAUACUACCGUGAUCCGGCGCACCGAGGCUAUCUGAGCCAUCUCCUCAAGCCCAACGAAUCGCCCAGUCUGUUCUUCGUUUCCCCGGCCGAGAGGAAGUCGGCCGCGGGUGUCAAGAAGGAGAAGACCCUUCCAGAGAACAGACUCUGGUAG